UCCGGGUUGUGGAAAAUGUUGUGUUGUCAACAAGAUGUCAGGCCACGAUCACUUGACUCUCUGCCUCUGUGAUUUAAUCAGGUUACUAUGGUCGUUGGUGCUGCCAUGCGUGUACCUGUGCGUGGUGUUAACGAGUGGGCUCUUCCUGCUCAUCCUGGGGGUGCGAGCAUGGCUUCAGAUGAACCGGAAGGCCAGACGGGCUCGUGACCCGGCUCCCGCCGUGGCUUUCUUUCACCCCUACUGUAACGCUGGAGGUGGAGGGGAGAGGGUCCUGUGGUGUGCCCUCAGAGCACUACAGAACCGGUAUCCUGAUGUGCAGUUUGUGGUUUACACUGGAGACCAGGGCGUGACUGGAGAUCAGAUCUUGGCCGGCGCUCGGCGGCGUUUCAACAUCGCCCUGCCGCGGCCGGUCCAGUUUGUGUUCCUGCGGCACCGUCAGCUGGUGGAGGCCAGCCUGUACCCCCACUUCACGCUGCUGGGUCAGAGCGUGGGCUCCAUCUUCCUGGGCUGGGAGGCGCUCUACGAGUUCACGCCGGACCUCUAUAUCGACUCCAUGGGCUACGCCUUCACCCUGCCCAUCUUCCGCUACCUGGGCGGCUGUCGGGUGGGCAGCUAUGUCCACUACCCCACUAUCAGCACAGACAUGCUGUCCGUAGUGCGGGAGAGGAACCCUCGCUUCAACAAUGCGGAUUAUAUCAGCAGCAACCCGCUGCUGAGCGCCAUCAAGGUGAUCUACUACUGUGCCUUCGCUCUGCUGUACGGCCUGGCCGGCUCCUGUAGUGACGUGGUCAUGGUCAACUCCACCUGGACGCUCGGCCACAUCCUGGCGCUGUGGCGGGCGCCAAACCGCACCAGCGUGGUCUACCCGCCCUGCGACGUCCAGUCCUUCCUCGGCGCUCCGCUGGAGGACGAGCAGGAGGAUGGUAAAGAGGGAGCCGAAGACCGCAAGUGUCACUCCGUCGUGUCGGUGGGGCAGUUCCGGCCCGAGAAGGACCACCGGCUCCAGAUCCGGGCGUUUCGGAAGCUCCUGGAGCGCCGAGCGGGGAAGCCAGGGGGGCGGGAGGCGGUGAAGCUGGUGCUGGUGGGGGGAUGCCGUAACCAGGACGACGAGGAGCGGGUGCUGAUGCUGCGGGGUCUCUGCCAGGAGCUGGGCGUGGCCGACAGGGUGGACUUCAAACUCAACAUUCCCUUCGAAGACCUGAAGAAAGAGCUCACCGAGGCGACAGUCGGCCUGCACACCAUGUGGAACGAACACUUUGGCAUCGGUGUGGUGGAGUGCAUGGCUGCAGGAACGGUCAUUCUGGCCCACAAGUCUGGCGGGCCGAAGCUGGACAUCGUGGUCCCGUACGAGGGCGGGCAGACGGGAUUCCUGGCGGACGACGAGGACGGCUACGCCGACGCCAUGGAGCGGAUCCUCUCUCUGACCGCGGCGGAGCGCAUGGAGAUUCGCCGCCGAGCCCGCCAAUCCGUCGCCCGCUUCUCCGAUCAGGAGUUCGAGGCGUCCUUCCUGGCGGCCAUGGAACCGCUGAUGGGCACGCUGGAGCGGUGAGCGGACGGCAGAUGGAUGAAGAGAGUGCACACACACACACACACACUGGACAGACGAGAGAGUGUGGACUGAUUUCUGGACAGACGAGAGAGUGUGGACUGAUUUCUGGACAGACGAGGGAGCAGAUGUGGCCCCAGGGGUGUGUGGGUGAACGGAUGCAUGCGCCCAUGCGGAUAUGCAGAUAUGCGUACACUACCUACCCUUCUGUCCUACAGUAUAGAUCUCCAGUGGGACUCACGCUUGCUUGGCCUGAUGUUCCCACACACACACACACACACACACACACACACACACACCACUGCAUUCCAUCCCUGAGCUCUCACGCACACACACUAAAUCCUGGUAGUAAGACAUGGACGGCAGACUGAUAUGUUGCUUAGUGUAAUCUAAUACUUCACACACACCAUGUGUUGGAUUAAGUUUAGCUUUUCCUGACUUUUCUAGGUUUGGAUGCUGGUACUGAGUUUUACUUGGGGUAAGAGAAACUUUCCUGGAGUAAUAGUCAGACUGCGCCAUCUAGUGGCUAGGAGUGGGUGCAGGGUUACCUCCAGUGCCGCCAGAGUGGAGCAGAGCGUGUGGACAUCAGACUGAAGAGUCUCACUGUUUUUGUCUGUCAUCUUGUCUGACAGGGAAGCUACACCAGGCACAUAACUGAAGCGUUCUGUUCGCGAUGCGUAAAAUCCAUUUUAGAAGACUGGUCUAUUUUUUUCAAACGUACGCACCACUGUCACAUCUGGUGUAGCUACUUCCAUAGAUUACAGUGGAAGCUUAUUGUUGCAGCAGACGCAACGCGAACGGAACGCUUCAGUUACGUGCCUGGUGUAGCUUAGCACUUAGUCAAUGUUUUAUGAUGUGUUCAAACCCCUAAUAUGGUUGCCCUGCCCAGUGUUUUGUUUGUAUUGCAUCACCGUGUCCUACUGCAUUCCCCCCAAACCAUCAUUUCCCGUCUCUGGUAGUUUUAUUCAAUCUUUGACCAACUGUCAUUUCAGUUAGGGGAACUAGUGAUUUGAUCAUUUUUGUUUGUUUUGAUAAAUGGAAUCUCAUUUCUUGCUUUGUUACAAUUCUGUCAGUGCUCAAGACAGUUUGGCUUUAUGUGCGUGUCAACUAGGAAUGUGGAGCUUUCUUGAAAUGAUGAUCCAAAUGAAUGUAUUUCCAAAAUAAAUUAUUUCACAAUA
Molecule: messenger RNA, 2724 nt
Organism: Alosa alosa (allis shad)
Lineage: Eukaryota; Metazoa; Chordata; Actinopteri; Clupeiformes; Clupeidae
Gene: alg11
Product: ALG11 alpha-1,2-mannosyltransferase
Exons: 5
Coding region: 35-1549 (504 amino acids)
Biological process (GO): protein N-linked glycosylation
Cellular component (GO): endoplasmic reticulum membrane
Molecular function (GO): GDP-Man:Man(3)GlcNAc(2)-PP-Dol alpha-1,2-mannosyltransferase activity
Source: RefSeq, a predicted model, not a curated record